UCAAUCCUCCUCCUCCCAUUUACCUCAUGUUCACCAUUGCCACCACUGCUGCCGGCAAAACCAUUCUAGCACCCCUCCAUCAUUAUUACUAUUAUUAUUAUCGAAAUCAUCAUCGUCACCUUCAUCAACUUCACCAACAACGUGUCCAACAUGUGCGAGCUGUAGUGUGUCGGACGACCAUCAUCACCUUCAUCAUAGCCAAGGGGAGCGACAACGAAACGAAGCGUCCAGCAAAAAUUCCUCAGUACGGCACCAGAGUUGUCGGAGUCGAGCGAGUCGGACAGUCGCACGAUGGUCACUGAUGCCCUGCAUCGUCCUCCUAGCUUUGGUCACAGCAUCAGACGCAUGCUCGACGCGAUCGACGCCAAAGGCACGCUCCAGCUACAUCAGCCAGCUGCAUCAACAGCAACAACCGCAGCAGUACCCACGACCCGCACAGCACUACCCACCUCUGCUGCCGCGGCAUCCAUCGCCAAUACUAGACACACCAACUCCCAGUCAAACGGUACCGCAGCAACAACCACAGAAGUCGCCGCUUAUCCCUUCCGUGCCCACCGUCAGCGAUGCUGACUUGACGACGCAGAGACCUAACGUCACAUUCCGAACGUAUCCAUGUCCGGAGGCGUACGCGAAAUGGUACUGUCUCAACGGAGCGCACUGUUUCUCGGUGAAAAUCGGCGAGUCCGUUCUCUACAACUGCGAAUGCGCCGACGGCUAUAUGGGUCAGCGUUGUGAAUUCAAAGAUCUUGAUGGUACAUAUAUUCAGCGACGAGGAAUCCUCAUCCAGACGGCGUCGAUUGCAGCAACGGUCCUGGUCAUUGUACUCGUGGUUAUCAUCAUCAGCCUGUGCAUGGUGCACUCGUCGCGGCAGCAGCAGUUCCACAGCAAAAACGGUCAAUACGUAUAUCGCAAUUGGAACGCAGUCAUCACGACGAAGCAGGUCCCCGUCACUGUCCUGACACCCGAGAUCCUGGCGCGCACAGUAUGA
Galendromus occidentalis (western predatory mite) is the source of this 988-nucleotide messenger RNA. RefSeq names its product protein spitz. Gene Ontology annotation, molecular function: receptor ligand activity; epidermal growth factor receptor binding. The transcript has 5 exons. The coding region runs from base 302 to 988 and encodes 228 amino acids. Gene Ontology annotation, biological process: epidermal growth factor receptor signaling pathway. Lineage: Eukaryota; Metazoa; Arthropoda; Arachnida; Mesostigmata; Phytoseiidae. The record is from RefSeq and is a predicted model, not a curated record.